AGAGUUUGUCCUGCUAAUAAAUCAAUGACGCCAUUCGGCGACUCCCAAGUAGGCGAUGAUUUAUGUCUGGCUAAAGGGUUCCCAGGAUUCCCGGACCUAAUUGAGUUGCCCUUGGUGUAUCAGUCAUUUCUAGAGUGUUGCCCUCUCAGUCACAAAUUGAGCCUGAGUCAGAACGAUUCUAAAAUUUCACGUUGCCUCUUUUUUUGCACUACAUUGUUUUUAUAUUGUUUUUCAAAUCGUUUGUACCAUGGAGCUUACUAUACCAACCGAGGACUCGCACUGGUCUCUGCGCUUCGUAGACGUUUGGAGGCCCUUUCCGCAGCAGGUAGUGGCCAAUGCCACCUACAAGGUCAUCCGCUUCUUCUAUCCCCCCUUCGCCCUGGAAGCAGUCCAUGUCACCCACGUGGUCGGCGAUCCCGAGCUGAACGGCCUUAAUGCGGCACUUUUUCUGGGCUGCCCCCUGUUGCUGGCCAGCUUUGGCUAUGCGGUGUACAAGUAUAAGCUGAAGAAGAAACGCGUGGUUCGAACGUCGCCAGCGCGCUUAAACGAGCUCGAGGAGCGUAUGAUUGCCAAGUACGGCCCGGAGUACAAGAAGGGAAUCUGGAAGAGAAAGGACAUUCCUGAUCCCCUCCUGGAAGGAAAAAAGACCACUGAACCCGAAUCCAGCGACAAAUUCGACGAGGAGGUCAAGUGCCACCUGGAUAAUCAGAUAGACCUGGUUGAGCAAAUCGAUAACACGAUCAGAGAACGUUCCGGCUUGAGAAUUCAGACAGCACAGUAGGGACUUUUCGCUGUUUCUAAUCUAGCCUAAACAACCUUUUUGUAUCCGCUUAAAGAAAAAAAUCGAUUUAAGAACCUUCAA
Messenger RNA from Drosophila gunungcola (fruit fly), 862 nucleotides. RefSeq lists its product as uncharacterized. NCBI's taxonomy places the organism in Eukaryota, Metazoa, Arthropoda, Insecta, Diptera, Drosophilidae. The record is from RefSeq and is a predicted model, not a curated record. The transcript has 2 exons. Bases 248 to 781 code for a protein of 177 amino acids.